Didymosphaeria variabile is the source of this 1140-nucleotide messenger RNA. RefSeq lists its product as uncharacterized. The transcript has a single exon. The record is from RefSeq and is a predicted model, not a curated record. NCBI's taxonomy places the organism in Eukaryota, Fungi, Ascomycota, Dothideomycetes, Pleosporales, Didymosphaeriaceae. The coding region runs from base 1 to 1140 and encodes 379 amino acids.
AUGAAGCUCACGACCAUCUUUUCGGUUCUGGGCCUAGCCUCCGCGGCGGUUGCCAAACCAUUGGCCUCCAAAACACCGACCACCUUCGCCCGUCGUGUUGUUUUCGAGCCUCCGAGGGAUAAGAAUUGGACAGAUCCGGGAGUUCUCUACGCUCGUAGUGCGCAAUUGCCCAAUGGCGACCUCCUAGCCACAUGGGAGAACUACAGCCCCGAGCCGCCCAUGGUGUACUUCCCCAUCUACAAAUCCACCGACCAUGGCUACACCUGGAAGGAGCUUUCCAGAGUACAAGACACCCAGAAUGGCUGGGGUCUACGCUACCAGCCUUUCCUCUACGUCUUGCCUGAGGCGCUGGCAGGAUUCCCUGCCGGCACAGUGCUCCUGUCCGGAUCUUCCAUCCCCAAGGAUCUGUCCAAGACCCAAAUCGAACUCUACGCUUCGCGCGACAGCGGCAAGACAUGGAAAUUCGUCUCCCACAUCGCGGCCGGCGGCGUCGCGCUCCCCAACAACGGCGAAACCCCCGUCUGGGAACCCUUUCUCUACAAGCACAAGAAUACGCUCAUCUGCUACUACUCGGAUCAGCGUGACAACGCCACCCACGGCCAGAAGAUGGUGCACCAGACCACCAAGGACCUGAAGAAAUGGGGCCCCGUCAUCGACGAUGUCGCCUACCCCGAGUACACCGACCGGCCCGGCAUGCCGACCGUAGCUAAGCUGCCCAAUGGUCAGUUCAUCAUGACCUACGAGUAUGGCGGCUUCCACAACACCACCACCUACUCCUUCCCUGUGCAUUACAAGAUCGUGUCGGACCCGGAGAAGUUCGGUCCUGCGACCGGCCUGGAACUCAAGGCCACGGACGGUACUAUCCCCAUCGGGUCUCCCUACGUUGUCUGGAGCCCCGUUGGCGGCAAGAAUGGAACUAUCAUUGCGUCCGGAUCCUCGAAUACCGAGAUCUUUGUCAACACGAAGCUCGGAGCACAAGGCGCAUGGAAGAAGGUUGCGAGCCCUGAGGCGACGCAUUACACGAGGCAUCUGAGGGUGUUGCAUGAUCCGACAAAGUUGCUGAUCAUGGGCGGUGGAAAGCUUCCGCCUAGCACCACGAAUAAGGUGCAGCUUAGCGUUAUGGACAUUAGCAAGCUAUAG